CGCUCAGUUCAGCUGUUGCAGGAAAACAAUUUCACGGUAUUGUUGUUGUAGGCUUCUACCAGACGUAGAAGCGGUCUCAUUUUAAACCAUAAUAAGUGAUACUAGUGGAACCAUCAUAUUGCUAAUCUGUCAAACGACAUCUCUGUUUCCUCAUCUAAAUGGCCCUUCCAAACGUAUAGUUGUGUAUACGCCAGGUUACUGUAGUAGAGUUUUAUUUCGAACCACAGGAACAAAAGAACAAAAAACGGUGUAAAUAUGAAAUCAUUGGCACUUGUUGUCCUGCUGUGCCUUGGCAGCGGUCUGAUGACUUCCUCAUUCAUACUCGAACCGCCGCAUAUGUGGAGUAAGCUGAUCCUGACUCACCACUGGCCGAGCACAUUUUGCAGUAUGGAACACUGUCAUUCCAAAUUUGACUACUGGACUUUGCAUGGACUGUGGCCAGAUAAAGGCCAGGAAUGCAAUUCAUCUUUGCACUUCAAUGAAACUCUAAUCCAGGACCUACUUCCAGAGAUGCAGAAGUGGUGGCCGGAUCUUAAAAUUCCAGAAUCCUCUAGAUUCUGGAAAUAUGAAUGGCAAAAACAUGGAACAUGUGCUGCAAAAGCUGAGUCCCUAAACAGUCAACACAAAUACUUUGGUAAAGCCCUGGAGCUGUAUCACAAGUUAGACCUUGAUGGGGUGAUGAAGAAAUGGAACAUUGUGCCCUCUGAGACUUACUACACAUUUGACCUCAUCGAACGAAACAUUUUCAACUUCUACAACGUGAAACCAAAGAUUCAGUGUAUUCAUCCAAAGGAAGGGAAUGUGCAAAUCUUGGGGCAGAUCGAGAUCUGCUUCAACUCAGACUUUCAACUGGAAGACUGUGAGCAUUCUGAGACAGACACAGUGAACCUCAAUGUUAAGGGUGCAGGGUUUAGUGUGUGUGACAACGCCACACCGGUCUACUACCCUUCCCUGAAGGGGAAAUCGUUAAUGUAGUGGCUAGUGAGGUAUGGUCAUGCAUCCAUUUAUAAUCAGUGUCAUAUCUCACAUGGAACAUAGAUACAGGAAGAUUCCACUUCGUGUGAGUUCGCACAGAAAUACUCUAUCUGAAAAACACUAACAGUUUUUAAUUGAGUGUCUACUACUAUUUGGAUCUGUUUGCUGGCAUUCAAACUUAAAAUUGUAGUGCUUGAUUCUUGGAAACAGGGUGGUCAUGUUGUAACUCAGGGAACAAAUCAGCUUUUUUUCUAUAUAGUACUUUACAAAUCAUAAUAAAAUUAAUGUAAAUAAGAUACGUUUCCCACAGAGCUUCUUAGAUGCUGCAGAGAAAGGGGAGGGUGAUGUAUGACACUAGGUAUCGUAGACUAGUGGUUGGAUGCUACGUGUGAUGGUCAGUCAAGUAGUAUGCAGUGCAUUAUAUCCUGUAGAGGGGAGGGGCGUCCAUGUUUGAGCCUGUCGAUGUGGAAUGUAACCCUAAUGCCACCUGUAAUAUAGUAUGACAUUUGCUUUUAAGUGAUUUGCGAGACAUUUAAAUCAAAUCAAAUUGUAUUGAUGAUCACGUACACGUGUUUAUUAGAUGUUAUUGCAGGUGUAGCGAAAUGCUUGUGCUUCUAGCUCCGACAGUGCAGUAAUAUCUAACAAUUUCACAAC
Coregonus clupeaformis (lake whitefish) is the source of this 1629-nucleotide messenger RNA. RefSeq names its product ribonuclease T2. Gene Ontology annotation, molecular function: RNA binding; ribonuclease T2 activity. Gene Ontology annotation, biological process: RNA catabolic process. The transcript has 10 exons. The coding region runs from base 256 to 975 and encodes 239 amino acids. Gene Ontology annotation, cellular component: extracellular region. NCBI's taxonomy places the organism in Eukaryota, Metazoa, Chordata, Actinopteri, Salmoniformes, Salmonidae. The record is from RefSeq and is a predicted model, not a curated record.